Messenger RNA from Acanthochromis polyacanthus (spiny chromis), 3830 nucleotides. It is a transcript of the gene nolc1, whose product is annotated as nucleolar and coiled-body phosphoprotein 1. Gene Ontology annotation, cellular component: nucleoplasm; nucleolus. Gene Ontology annotation, molecular function: protein binding. The transcript is spliced from 14 exons. Lineage: Eukaryota; Metazoa; Chordata; Actinopteri; Pomacentridae. Bases 94 to 2958 code for a protein of 954 amino acids. The record is from RefSeq and is a predicted model, not a curated record.
GAGCGCGUUUACGUUGUCAUUAAGUGCCUGUACGCAUGCUCACAAGUGACGAUUUCGGGCGCUUCCUUCCCUUCUAGAAGGAGCGUGGUGAAGAUGGCGGCGCAGAAGUCUGUACCGAGUGAUCUAUUUAAAUGUGUAUAUUCAUUUCUGCUGGAAAACAAGUUCACCAAGGCGGCUGAGCAGUUCCUGAAGCAGACUAAAGUCAAUCCACAGGAUCAAAAUGAAGAAAGCCUCGUCAACAUCUACAACUUCUGGGUGAAGUCUCCUGAAGCCAAGAAACGAAAAGCAACUGUUAAUGCUGAAGCUACCAACGGUCCAUCAGCCAAGAAAGCAAAAACCAGUCCAGAAAGCUCCAGCAGUGAAGAGUCAAGCAGUGAGGAUGAAGAAGCUCCUGCAAAACCAGCUACGGCAGCUCCAGCAGCCAAAGCAGUGCCUGCUAAAGCAGCAGCUGCUAAAGCUGCAUCCAGCAGCAGUGAAGACUCAAGUGACUCUGAAGAGGAGAAGGCUCCUCCAAAGGCUGCUGUAAAGGCUCCUGUGAAGCAACCUCCUGCUACUGCAGCAGGCAGCACAAGGAAAAAGGACAGCAGCUCUAGCAGUGAAGAGUCUGACUCUGAGGAUGAACAGCCUGCCAAAGCUGCUGCACCAAAACCCAAAGCCGGUGCAGCCACUACGCCCAAAGCAGCUGCUCCUGCCAAGGGUGCAGCUCAGAAGAAGCAGGAGAGCAGCAGCAGUGAAGACAGCUCCUCAGAUUCUGAAGAUGAAAAAUCAGCCAAGGCUCCAGUCAAACCUGCCCCUGUAAAGAAGGCAGCAGCUCCAACUCCUGCUGCUGAAUCAAGCAGCGAAGAGUCCUCAUCUGAAGACGAGGCUCCUCCCAGCAAAAAACCCAAAGCAGGAGCGUACAGUGCAGUUCCACCUCCUGCUUCAAUCCAGAAAGCUCCUGCUGCACCAGCAGCCAGCAAGGCCAAGGAGAGCGACUCUUCAGACAGCAGUGAUGAGAGCAGUGAUGAGGAUGAGAAGAAGAAAGCAGCUGCCAAACCUACACCUGUAAAAGUGACUAAUGCCAAACCUGCUGUGUCUAAACCCGCUGCAAAGAAGCAGGAGUCCAGCUCUGAGAGCUCCGAUUCAAGCUCAGAUGAAGAGGAGGCCAAGAAGCCUGCAGCCAAGGUCACCCCAGCUAAGGCUGCACCAGCAAAGGCUGCCCCAGUCAAACCUGCUCCAGCUAAGGCUGCCGCUGCUAAAGAAGAAGACUCAGAUGAAGACUCAUCAAGUUCAGAGGAAGAAGAAGAGGUGAAGAAACCUGCAGCAAAAGUGACGCCUGCUAAACCCACGCCUGCCAAGACUACCCCAGCUAAGAAGGACGAGUCCUCAAGCUCAGACUCGGACAGUAGCUCUGAAGACGAGGCUCCAGCAAAACCUUCCACUAAAACUGCAGCUCCACCACCAGCUGCUGCUUCUAAAGCCCCAGCCAAGGCAGCAGAAACCAGCUCUGAUUCAGACGACUCGUCCGAGGAUGAGGAGGAACCAGUGAAAGCCAAGCCAGCAGCUAAAACCACUACCCCAGCUUCAAAGCCUGCUACCCCUGUUGUAAAAGCUCCUGCAGCAGUAGAGAGCAGCUCAGACUCUGAUUCUUCCUCUGAAGAUGAAGAGCCAGCUAAGGCCAAGGCAACAGCAGCUAAACCUGCCUCAAAGCCGGCUACUCCUGCAGCUAAGGCUGCUGCUGCUGCAGAAAGCAGCUCGGAAUCUGACUCCUCUGAGGAUGAAGAAGAGCCAGUUAAAGCCAAGCCAGCAGCAGGCAAACCCAAGCCAGCAGCAGGCAAACCAGCUACCCCAGCUUCAAAGCCUGCGACUCCUGCAGCGAAGCCGGCUGCAGCUGAAAGCAGCUCAGAGUCCGAUUCCUCGUCCGAAGACGAAGAACCUGUCAAGGCUAAACCUGCUGCGGUUAAAGCAGCUACCCCAGCCUCAAAGCCUGCAAAACCUGCAACUAAGCCUGCUGCAGCAGAGAGCAGCUCUGAGUCCUCUUCUGAGGAUGAGGAAGAACCAGUGAAAGCCAAGCCGGCAGCAGCAGCUAAACCAGCUACUCCUGCUUCAAAGCCUGCUUCAGGUGCAGCAGCAGAAAGCAGCUCUGACAGUGACAGUUCAGACUCUGAGGAUGAACCAACCAAACCUGCAGUCAAGAAACAAGCCCCUGCAGCAGCCAAGAAACCUGCAGCUGCUAGCGCCACAAAGGCUCCUGCAGCUUCAACAAAGAAAGCUGAGGAGAGCAGCUCUGACUCUUCAGAUAGCUCUGAUUCAGAGACGGAGACCGCCCCUGCUAAGCCUGCUGUCGCCAACGGCAAGGCAGCAACCCCCAAGAAGACCACUGCAGCAGCAAAGGUUGCAGCAAAGCCGGCAGAGUCGUCAUCCAGCGACAGCAGCUCUGAAGAGGAGGAAGAGGCCAGUAAGAGUACUCCAAAACCUCCUGCAUCAGCCAAGACAACCCCAGCAGCUAAACCUAAAGAGAGCAGUAGCAGCUCCUCAGACAGCUCAUCAGAUGAGGAGGAAGCACCGCGCAAAGCAGCCACUGCACCCACCACCCCCACAACAAAUAGUACCAAUGGAAAGAGAAAAAAGGAUGAAGAAUCAUCAGAAAGCGAAGAGGAAGAGACGGAAGUAAAGACACCAAAAAAUAAGAAAGCAACAACGACACCACAGACUUUCCCAAAAGCCAGUAAGAAGUCUUCCAACAUACCCUUUCGCAGAAUAGUUGAGGAACAAGUAGAUGUGGAUCCCCGUCUUGCAGACAACUCUUUUGACGCCAAGCUUGGAGCGAAUGGGGACUGGGGCCAGAAAGCUAACGACGUGCUCAGGUUCACAAAAGGCAAAUCAUUCCGCCAUGAAAAGACGAAGAAGAAGAGAGGAAGCUACCGUGGUGGAGCCAUCUCCACAACAGUCAACUCGAUCAAGUUUGACAGUGACUGAGUGACCUUCUCAGUCUGGUCCCUCCCACUCGAACUAUACCGUACCCGUGUGGUCAAGAAUAUCAGUUGUCAGCCCCCACCCUCCUGUAAACAGUCUCUGAGACAGAAGAAUGGAUCCAUAGAGCUGAGCUGGCACUUUCAUUUAGCGUGCUGUUAGUCUGCAAUGAAGACUGAUCUGAAGAAACAGUUUAGCGGAGCUGUAGCAGCUGGUAAAAUAUGUUCCCAGCUGUCACAUCAGGCCGUAGUGAUUGACAUCCAUGUGACAUUAUUACUUAUAGCCACUAGGUGGCUGCAGGCCAUCAGCUAAUGCUAAAAAGCCAGUGUGUGUGAUGGGCCCUUUUGCUCGUUUUGACUUAAUUCUCAGAUGAUGAUGUGAUGUCCUGUCAUUAUUUUGUAACAUUAAUUUUCGUUUAUCUAUGUAUAACUGACAGCCAUCCAUCAUAACAGGUUCUUUAUGUGAAAGAAGACGCUAUUGAUUUUUAAUGGAUCACAUGGAUGCUUAUUCGUUUUGUCCACUCUUCUUUGACCACAUUUAAAUGUAAUAAGGGUGUUUGGGCUUUUCUCUUAACAUUACAAGAAAACACUGUUAAACAGAGCAGAGUUUUGUACUGUGUAUUUAUUAUGUUUAUUCCAUUUCAACGUUUAGGACCUAAGGAGCCUUUUCUGUAUUAUUUUCAAUGAAUGUUGCUUUUAAAUCAUUGUUUCUUUUGAUGUUAGGGUGCCCUCAUCAUCGGUGGUAUUGACUUUAUUAUUCACAAACAUAACUGAGAGCCAUGUUUGUUUCAGUGAUUUGAUUUUACUGUAUUGAUUUCUGUGUACCACUGUCAUUUUUUUUAUUCUAGCAAAUAAAAUACUUAACAGUUUAAAUGUUGA